AUUCCACUGUCUGUCAAUGGCUGGGCCAGAUCUGGAAUAAUCUCUUCUGCGGGGGCUUUGGCUCCUCCUACGCCUUCCUUCCGUAAGGGGUCAGCCUUCACACAACGGACUCGGCAGCCGGUCUCCUCUCAGAGAGAAGUUCCUCUGGCUGGCUGGGAUCAUCCAUAUUUCCCUUUUUUUUCACUGUUCCAUUCAACGGUGUUAGUGACUUUGGGGGCCCAAGAAGUGGUGUGCUUCCCGCUUCUUCCCUUCCAAAUCCCAGCUGCAUUUGCCUUCAAAGCAGAGACGGAAAAUGAGGGCUGAACAAGGCGAUCCUUUGGCAGAAAGUCUCCAGUUGGAGCAUGGGGUGAACAGAGAAGGGCAAGGCGUGGAGCUGCUGGUGGACGUGGCUGCGAAUUCCCCCAGGGCAGAUGGGGCACCUUUGGGCGUGUGGCAGAAGCCGCCGAUGAAGGCGACCACGCAGGAGCGUGGAAGUGCCGCCGAUGAUCUCGGCAGAGGGGUGACACCAGAGAUGCAUUUUGGGGCUUCUCCAGUUUGCGGAGGAGUGGAAACUGACACAGUAGAGUCUGAUCAGGGCCCCGUGACCUUUGAGGAGGUGGCAGUACGCUUUACCGAGGGGGAAUGGGGCUUGCUUGAUCCUGGCCAGAGGGCUCUCUACAGGGAAGUCAUGGUGGAGAAUUAUGGGAACGUUUCUUCUCUGGAAGGACCUCCAGUUCCUAAACCAGAUCUUAUCUCUUGGUUGGAAGACAAGAAAGAAAUAUUUGACCAGAGUUCAGGACUACGAGCAAAGCCAACAGCAGGUGAUGCCUGGGACAAUAAAAGCAAUGGAGGAGCUGAAGAGAUGGCGUCAAAAGGAGGUGAACCUGAAAAGGUGGAGGAGGAUGUUGGGAAUCAAAAAACAGCAGAGACGCCAGAGGAAAACCAACCGGCAGAGACAUGGCAGGAGGAAACAGCAGAUAAUGAGACAGUGACCCUGAUUAGCGUAGAGAACUUUGAAGAAGAGGGCCUUGCACUGGAAGAAUCGCUGGAGGCUCUACCAGGAGGGUCCCAGGAGACCGUUUCCUUCGUGAACGAGGCGGCCGAGAGUGACGGCUGGGAGAGUGGAAGCGAGUGGGAACCAUAUGAGGUCUUGUCAGAUGAUACAGAGGAUGAAGACAUUGAAGAGAACUAUCAGAAUCAGGAAAGGCCUGGAAGAAAUGAGGAAGAUCAGGCAGAAGAGUGGAAAAAUAAGCCCAAUUGCCAAGGCAGUGACUUCAGUGGAAUUCCAGUUCAACCAAAAAUAUACAAAGGCAAGAGGAAGAACCAGUGCAAGGUUUGUGGGAAGAGCUUCACUCGUAAGGCCAGCCUAAAGGUGCACCAGAGAAUCCAUACAGGAGAAAAGCCCUACAAAUGCACUGUCUGUAGCAAAGGCUUUUGUGAUAAAACCAGCUUCCUUAGACAUCAGAGAAUCCACACGGGAGAGAAACCAUACAAAUGCCCAGAGUGUGGGAAGAGUUUUAACCGGACCACAAACCUUAUUACACAUCAGAAAACCCAUGUGGAAACCAGAGAGAAAACAUUUCACUGCUCAAGCUGUAGCAAGAGCUUUUACAACAAGUACAGUCUUAAGACUCACUGGCGAAGCCACACUGGAGAAAAGCCGUAUAAGUGCUCCAGUUGCAGCAAGAGCUUCUGUGAUAAAUCGAACCUUGAGGCUCACUGGAGAGUACACACAGGGGAGAGGCCAUUUGAAUGCACGGAAUGUGGAAAGAGCUUCAGCGAUCGCAGGACCCUUCUUAGACAUCAGAGAAUCCACACAGGGGAGAAGCCCUAUAAAUGCACGGAAUGUGGGAAAAGCUUCAAUGACCUUGCGACGCUGCUGAGGCACCAGAAGAUCCACACGGGGGAGAAGCCAUACAGAUGUACGGAGUGCGGGAAGAGCUUCAAUCAGAGUUCACAUCUCAUCAGGCAUCAGAACACCCAUGAUGCAAAACGCCACAAAAACAGUUCUCGGGGGGCCAAGACAUCGGUCGGAACCAAUAUUUUCUUGGAUAUCGGAGGGUUCACUCAAGAAACCUAUUAUGGAUACACUCACCCUGCAGAGACCUUUCACUGGCCACUUACAUCUUAUACAUCCACCACGGAAGCAGGAGAAGGGGGCAUGCCAAACUUGUGGACGAUUGAGGAGACUUCUGUCGGAGAACAAGCCAUCCUGGUUAUGAAAGAAUUCACAGAGGACAGCACCUUAACACUGUGAGUGCUCUGGGCAUGGGAAGUGCAGCCCUGCUGGGCACGAUCCACCUGCUCCACUGAGAAGCCAUAGUUGUGUUCUGCUCCUUUGAAUAUGAUUGCAUUUCCAGGAACUGAUGCUUUGCUCUGAAGCCUGAGAGAGGGAGACUCGGAAGACCUUUGCUUGGAAAAAGACUCUUUAGAAAGAAUGACGUUAGUUCCAGUUACUCACAUAGGACUUGAGCCUUCCCAUCUCAGCCCACUCACUGCUUGGCAUAGAGUGGAUGUCCACAAUUUACCGGGGCAAGAAUAUAGGGAAUUUCAAAGGUUACCUUUAGGAUGUCUGUGUUGGAGAAGGAAAAAGGAGACAGAUUACAGAUUGCUGUUUUGAAUGGCCUUCAGUAGAAGCUUCAAACUCAGCUGCUUUAAAAAUUGUGUGUGUUUUUGUUUUUGUUUUGCUUCCAAAUUGAUACUCCUGUUUUUUCAGGCCAGCUGGAAGCAAAGCAUUUUCAUGAGAUCCAGCAACUUAAUUAGUGAGGUAGGAAUCGCAUCUCUUGAAGAAGGAACAAUGGUUGGGGUUAUACGAAGACUUUUCCUUCCUCCCCGUUUUUCAAAUCGGAUCAGGUUUAAUUCAGUCUGGAUAAAGAAAAUGAGAAAUACUCCUUUCUCUGAAAUACACUGACAAAACCCCAAAUUCUAAAGGGAAGUUGUUAAAGGCUGAGCCAUUUGAUAUUGCUAGAUGGCGGAUGCAGACUGUUACGUUUGUAAGGUGAUUAAUGUUUUUCUGCAGCGAAGUUAUAAAAGCAGCAGGAGGGACAUAAUCAGACCAAAAGAUAAUUAUUUCAUACACAAAAUUAAAGAAAUGUAGGUUGUGAUGCAAUGAAUACUUAGAUAGAAAAAAAUCCUACAGCAGUCAGGAUUCCCUGGACAUGCUAGCCAGGGAAUCCUGGUUGCUAUAGAAACUUUUUUCUUUCUUAAUAUACAUCGGCUUGCAACCUAAAUUUCAGAACCGCAUUUCAGUGGCCGGCAUCUGGAAUUGUGCAGGUUAGAUAUCACAGGGGCUUUGAAGGGUGUCCUUUUUUGAAAUCAAAGAAACCCCUCGCACAUACAUUGCAACACUAGCUGGAAAUAUUCAGCUGGGUUAAAUUCUGUUACAAAUAAUAGCCCGAACCAGACAUUUCAAAUACGCAAAAGAGCUGUGUUGAAACCUGGAGACAGCAGGGACUCCCAAGGGAAGAGCAGAUGUUCUCUUAUAUUGAGCUUUGGAACCAGCAAGUCCCCAAAAAUAGUCUGCUGGCAUUCGUGAACCAUGCUGUGGGCCCAUCUUCCCCAACCGUGUUGGACAACAUUCCCAUCAUCUCCAGCCGGCAUGGACAGUGUGCUUUUUGAUGCAUGGAUAUCUGAGAGAGCUUGUUGUGCUUUUUCGUGUACUGGCAUGCAGUUUCCAUAGUCCGGCCCAAGAGCUGAGCAUGCCAAAGACCAUUUCUUUCAGUAGGUUUAACUAUGCUGCAGGCCAUUUACGUCCAUGGGUUUUAGCGCAUUAAACUGUGGUCACUGAAAAUCCCAACUGAGAAAAGAAGAUGUAGUCAGUCAUCCUAUGCUAAUACACAGGGAAGAAAUGGGAAGCCCCACUUUCAUGUAAAAGCUUGCUAAGUCUGCACUUUGGAUUUUGGGAAAUGACUGGGUCAGAGGUCACAAAGGCUGGCAGUGCGAUCCUAAGUAUGCCUUUUGUGGCAUUAAGGUAAGUCUGUGCAGGAUUGUCUAGGACAGCACAGAAUUCCCUCCACGGAAGCAGACAGAAUCUUCUCCGGGGAAUUCCCCAUACAAGGCCAUGGAUUUUCGUAUGUGUGGAAGCAAUGGGUUAAUCACUGCAAGGCAGAAGCACACAAGUCUUCAAUGGGCGUCCCAACAAGUUAACCCCUAAAGGAGAAUAAAAGUUGAAAAUUGAAAAGUUGAAAAACGAUCAAGCCAAUUGUGGGUAGCAGCAGCUGUGAAAAAAGCAUGAAAAGGUUUUUUCAUGCUUUUUAACUCUACAGCAGAUAUAUGGGAAGCUGUAUAUGGGUCGGCUCCAUUUCCGCAAGGACACUUAAGUUUUUUUCUCGAGGCUGUGUUUCCCAUGCAAAAUUCCAGUUGUCUUUUUAAGGGUGCUGCUGGAAAAGACACCGUAGGGGGUGGCCUUCUCCGACCUGCCACCUGCCAGGUACGAGACCACAACUCCCAUUAUACCCAGUGAGCAGGCAGUGGGUUGUGCUGGCUGGGGAUACUGGGAACGGUGUGGUCCAACACCCCAGGAAGGCACCAGGUUGGGAAUGGCAGUGUUACAGAGUAAGGUCCUUUGAAUACAAUGGGAAUUGUUUCAGAAUAAAACAUGCGUAGGAUUGUGCUGUAACUGUAUUAUAAGCUAGAACUAUGAUUAAUAGUAGGAAAAGCGAGCGUAGUGGAUGCAUGGGGUGUUUUGUGAGCAGUCAGAAGGGCAGAUGGGCGUGAGCAGAAGCUCUGUGCGAGUACGUUGCCUUCCAUGAAUGCAUUUUGAGUUUUUGAAUGAUGAGAUAUUAAAUAGUCAGAAAGAGUUAAGCAGACACUGCCCAUAACUUUAAAAAAAUGCCGUAAUGCAUGGCCCUUUAAACCUUUUUAAUCUUCUUCAGGCUAAUGUGAGAUAAAGGGUUGGGCCCAGAUUUAAGGGGGCGAGUGCGAUGGCAACUGGGGGUUCCUCUUCCUCGUUUCUGUGGCAGCCCCUGGAAAUGCCCCGUAGGGUCUGGAGCGCUGCGGAUGGGGUGGAGCCGUAGGGUAGGCAGGUUCACCCAGAACUGGACUAGUCACAAAGGAGGCAAAUCCUCAAUCUAACCUAAUUAUCCCACAUAGGUGAGAUAACGUGGGAGAAAGUUAUUUCUUAUUAGAUGGUUUAACCUUGUUUUAGUAAACACUGACACUUACUAGUUAAUGGGGGAAAUUGGGGUGUAAGUAGGUCAUUUUUAAAGGCACUUGGUACUAUUUGAGAUGUAUUGUUGAAUGUCAUACGAAGACACCCUGGUCUACCCUCACAGACAUGCUCUGGUCUUGAGACUUGCCGGAAAGGCUAAAAACAAGUGCGUCAUAAGCUAGUUUUGAAACUUACCGCCAAACCUAAAAGGAACCCUUUACCCAUAAUGUGACUGAACCAAGGAUGGCAUUUUAUCAUCUACCAAAGGUCCUUGGGUCUGAGACCAGGGGUUGAGAUGUGAAGCUUCUCAAAUUAAGAAUACACCCCUCCACAGCCCAGGCUCUUGUGACCUUAAUAUUUUCACAAAAUGUUUACUUGUUUCAAAGUUCUGCUGUCUCACAUGCAUUCUGUGUGUUUAGUAUUGUUUUAGAUUUUGUUUAUUGUUAUUUGUACUUAGUUCACAUUAUCACUGUUUGUAUUACAUUGAUUUUUUUCUCAUUUUAACCUCAUUGGGCUGGAUCCCAUCUUAGUCAUACUUUGAGCAGACCUGUUGAAAUCAAUAGGCAUGAACUUGACCAUGACGACUUAAGGCCUGUUGAUUUCAGUGGGUUUAUGCCUGGAUCCAACCCACGACUUUUAAUUUUUAAUGUUUAAUAUGAUUGCUAUUUACCCUGUAGAAUACAGCACUUUGGAAUAACUUACAAACCAAGUUAGCAUAUGCAAGUGAAAGCAACCAGAAGUAGAUGGGGAAUAAUCACUGUGAUCAUUCGUGGCCUAUUAAAAGAUCUUUGAUUGGAGGACUCCAUUCUGAACACUUCUAAGAGAAGUGAAUUUGCAAAUGUAAAGGCCUUGGGCUGUAGCUUUGUCAACCAUGUUUUAAAAUUCGGGCAUAAAAGCAUCUGACCACUGGCCUCUGCUCAUUCAGUGUCAGAUCCAAACGGGAUCUCCUCCUCCGGAUUAACCCCAUCUCCUCUUUUGCCCUUCUGUAGGACCUGUGUAUGUGUGUGUAUUUAAAACUAGCUGGCUGUUGUAGGUGGCUGCCUUUAUUAUGCAUGGGUUGCUUUUAAAGGAUUGUACUGUAUACAUAUUUUAGUGCAUUGACGAAAAUAAAGAGUCAUGAAAUGGAAAUGUU
This is a messenger RNA of Varanus komodoensis (Komodo dragon), 6260 nucleotides long. Its product is annotated as zinc finger protein 19-like. The transcript is spliced from 10 exons. Gene Ontology annotation, molecular function: DNA-binding transcription factor activity; RNA polymerase II cis-regulatory region sequence-specific DNA binding. The record is from RefSeq and is a predicted model, not a curated record. Gene Ontology annotation, biological process: regulation of transcription by RNA polymerase II. The coding region runs from base 293 to 2236 and encodes 647 amino acids. NCBI's taxonomy places the organism in Eukaryota, Metazoa, Chordata, Lepidosauria, Squamata, Varanidae.